Ogataea haglerorum is the source of this 1977-nucleotide messenger RNA. RefSeq lists its product as uncharacterized. The record is from RefSeq and is a predicted model, not a curated record. Gene Ontology annotation, molecular function: mannosyltransferase activity. The transcript has a single exon. Bases 1 to 1977 code for a protein of 658 amino acids. NCBI's taxonomy places the organism in Eukaryota, Fungi, Ascomycota, Pichiomycetes, Pichiales, Pichiaceae.
AUGGCAUUUCCCUUUCUUCGGUCGCGAUCAAGAUAUCGGCUGUACAUCCUGCUGGCAGUGUUUGUGUUCCUGACGUACUACUACUGGCCAGUCAACCAGAUAGAACAGUUGUCCGAUUCGGUGCACAGAUCGACUGUUCAAAGUAGCGGUGGGGACGCUUCAAAGGAUCCCGGGCAGCUGGCAGAAGAAGAGGAUACUCGAAUUUAUCGCAUCAGUACGGAGCCCUUACGCGUUAACUUCAACCCUGACACGAACGAGUUGGAGGUCCCAAAAAUCAUAGAAAUCGAUUCGGUGAACGAGGCAUUGAGCUCCUUGAACUUGAAACCAUUACGGGAGAAUAGUGAUCCCCAGAAGCCUUCGCAGUCUCUGGACAAAGUGAAUUUGCUGAGCGAAUUUAUUACCAGCAGGGAUUACAAGCCUCUUCAGUCAGUGAAGGGUUUUAUUGGCAACAUCGAUGUGCCGUCCACCUCUAACUAUUACGAUCUUUCAUGCUCGGAUAUUAUUUACAAGCCUGAAGAAAACCGGAACAUCGAAUAUGCGGAGCCUAUACUCUUGACAGACGACCUAGCUAGCGCUCGUGAAUCUCUGCUGUCAACAGAAUACAAAAAUCUGAUCACCAUGGGUGACAAAGUUGGCAGCCGUGUGGCCGAAAAUUGGCGUCAAUUUUCCGGAGCAUCUGUGUGGCUUCCUGACGAGGAGUGCCACCUGAUGGCUAGCCGUAUAAUAUACGCACCAAACACCAAAAGUAAUCCCGUGGCUUCGUUUAUCAGGCUUCAACUAUUUGAUGCCAACUGGAGAGAGAUCACAGGUAGACGGAUCAGAUACAGCGAUAUCACGAAACAGGAGAUCGAUAACGUUUUGAGAGACUACAACGAGGCGCAGGACGACUCCUUGCUGGACAAGAUCUCGAUCAAGUUUCCUACCGUUCUCGAUAUUCCGUUUGAUCCAAAAGUGAACGCAAAAGAACUACUUGGUCCCGAAGACCCACGCAUUCUGUUCAAAGACGGAGAGUAUGUUCAGGAGCCGGUCAUCUUCUUCAAUAUGCUGGACAACGGCAAACGUACUAUGCAUGCAGUUUUCCCGCUGAGAAAGCCCAAUCCAAAGACUCAAAAACGCGAUCUUGUGAACUUCAAGAUAUCGGGAAUUGCUGCAUCCAGAACACUUUCCACGGAGAAAAAUUGGGCCCCCUUUUUUGACUCAAUCCGGAUUGGAGAUUCAUCGAGGACUAAAGGCUACGUUCAGUUCCUUUACACGGUCGAUCCUCUGGUUGUGUUCCGUUGUAGCCUGGACAAUGGUAAGUGCGAGAAAUUGCAAGACAACAUUUACUACUCUUCCUUUGCUGGAAAUGCGUUGGGAUUCAUUCGUGGCGGUACAGAGCUAGUCCCCGUGCCAAGACAGAUCUUACAGAAACAGAGCACCGGCAGCACAGAAAGCAGGCUACAGAUGUGGGUCGGUUUUGUCAAGACUCAUAUUGACAACUGUGGAUGCGGAGAUACCACUUAUAGACCAAGCCUUAUGGUGCUGACCAAGGACGACGGCGUUUUCCGCGUUGAUCUGAUGACAGAUAGCAUUGACUUUGACAUAGAUGUCUUAGCAUGGGAUGAGAGGGACUCCAGAUGCGGAAGCGGGCCGAAUGUCCUUACGCCAAAUGGCAUCUCGUUCUGGAACAUCAAACAUCCGGAGGAUAGCUCGGGAGAUUCAGACGGCGUGCCGCAAGGACUAUACAAAGACUAUAUGGGUCUUACGAUUAGCGAGUCUGACGCGAACAUCAAGAUCGUAUUUUUGCGCAACGUGUUGAAUUACAUCCUCGGAAUACAUGGCAUUGGCAAGCACAAUCUCGGAGAGUAUGAGCUCAAUGAAGGGGUUUCGGAACGCACAAAAAAAGUGAGCGACUGUAUGCUUGAGGCCUCGUACAGCUACUGCAAGGCCUAUGCCAGAAAAAAGUCUGCCGGUAAAGACAUGGGCAGUAAUAUAUAA